Rubroshorea leprosula is the source of this 2199-nucleotide messenger RNA. Lineage: Eukaryota; Viridiplantae; Streptophyta; Magnoliopsida; Malvales; Dipterocarpaceae. The record is from the annotation of a GenBank genome assembly.
GCAAACACAUGAGUUUGUUCGAGAUUUGCCAGAAUUGCAUUUAAUUGAUAGUGUUUGUGAAAGUUGUCAACUAGGCAAGAUGCAUAAGUUGCCUUUUCCUGUGAAUAAAUCUUUUAGAACAACUCAGAAGCUUGAACUGGUGCAUACGGAUAUUUGUGGUCCUAUGAGAACACCAUCUCUCAGCCAAAACAGAUAUUUCAUCCUCUUUAUUGAUGACUUUACAAGAAUGACAUGGGUAUACUUUCUUGGCAACAAAGGUCAAGCCUUGCUUGUGUUCAAAAAAUUCAAAGCUUUGGUUGAAAACCAAAGUGGAUGCAGAAUUAAGAAGCUCAGAUCAAAUAAUGGCAAGGAGUAUACCUCCAAUGAUUUCAAUUUGUUUUGUGAAGAAGCUGGUGUUGAUCAUCAAUUGACAGUGUCUUAUACACCACAGCAGAAUGGCAUUGCAAAGAGGAAAAAUAGAACCGUUAUGGAGAUGGCAAGGUGCAUGUUAGCAGAGAAGAAAUUGCCUAAAUGUUUUUGGGCUAAAGCAGUCUAUACAGCUGUCUAUCUCUUAAAUGGUCUACCAACAAAGGCGGUAAAAGGCAUGACACCUAUUGAGGCUUGGUAUGGUCAAAAACCAUCAACUGAUCACUUGAAGGUGUUUGGUUCAAUUUGUUAUAAUCAUGUUCCAGCAGCUAAAAGAGGAAAAUUAGAUGAGAAGGCAAAAAUUGGGAUCUUUAUAAGCUAUGCAACACAAGCAAAAGGCUAUAAGGUGUAUGAUUCUAUAACCAAGAAGGUAAAUGUGCAUAAAGAUGUUGUUUUUUAUGAGAGUGCACACUGGAAUUGGGAUGCAGGGAAGAUAGAAAAAGGUUCAAAUAAGCAGUGUGAAGCUGGUUCAGAUGUUGCUUCCAGUUUUGAAAUUGCAGAAGUUGAUGAUGAUUCACCGGUUUUGAAAACCAAGUCACUAGCUGAGAUUUAUGCAAGAUGCAAUUUAGCUUCUGCAGAACCUAAUUGUUUUGAAGAAGCAGCUAAACAGCAAGUUUGGAUUGAUGCCAUGAAGGAGGAGCUGUCUAUGAUCGAAAAAAAUCAAACUUGGUGUCUUAUUCCAAAACCAGAUGAUAAGAAGCCUAUUGGAGUGAAGUGGGUGUUUCGAACUAAGCUAAAUCCAGAUGGUUCUAUACACAAACAUAAGGCCAGACUUGUUGUGAAGGGGUAUGCUCAACAGCCGGGGGUUGAUUAUGGAGAGACUUAUGCUCCGGUGGCAAGGCAUGAUACAGUAAGGCUUCUAAUUGCAUUAGCUGCUAAUUUGGGUUGGAAGUUGUUUCAUAUGAAUGUAAAAUCAGCUUUCCUUAAUGGUGUUCUACAAGAGGAAAUUUAUGUUGAACAACCACAUGGGUUUAAGAUUACAGGGAAGGAAGACUAUGUUUAUAAGCUUAACAAGGCUUUGUAUGGUCUAAAACAGGCGCCAAGGGCCUGGUAUUGCAGAAUUGAUGACUACUUGAUGAGUCAAGGAUUCAGGAGGAGCACAGAAGAAGCAACUUUGUAUGUGAAAGGCAGCAGUAGUGAAUCUCAGCUUAUUUUGUCACUUUAUGUGGAUGACUUAUUGUUAACUAGAAAUGAUUUGAAGUUGAUGGAACAAUUCAAGAAGGUUAUGAUGCAGGAGUUUGCAAUGACAGAUUUGGGAGAGACAAAGUAUUUUCUGGGACUUGAAGUUCAGCAAUUGAGCAAGGGAAUUUUCAUUUGCCAAGAAACAAGCUAUUUGUCAAGGUUUAUGUCAACUCCUAGUAAACUUCAUUUAGUUGCAGCCAAGAGAGUUCUUAGGUACAUCAAAGGAACCUAUGAACUUGGCUUGUGGUUUGACAGUAAUCAACAAGGAAGGUUACAGGGGUAUGCUGAUAGUGAUUGGGCAGGUUCUAUGGAGGAUAUGAUAAGCACAACAGGUUAUGUGUUCUCCUUUGGUUCAGGGAGUUUCUCUUGGAAUUCAAAGAAGCAGGAUGUUGUAGCUCAGUCCACAGCUGAGGCUGAGUAUUUAGCAGCUGGAGCAGCAGCGAAUCAUGCUAUUUGGCUUAGAAUGGUGCUUGAAGAACUUGGUUUUGAUCAAAUUGAGCCUUGUGUACUCAAGGUAGAUAACAUGUCAGCAAUUGCUAUUGCUCAAAAUCCAGUGCAGCAUGAAAUUUGAAGAGUUCAGAGAUAUGCUUGGAGUUACAAAUAUAAAAAGCA